CCACUGAUAUGUCAGAGUUCUGUGCACACUUUGCUCCCAAGUUCAUUUGUUACUGACAUUCUGCUUAGAAACUUGAACAGAACUCAGAUCCGCCGCGCAAAAUAAUGUACAAUCGCCUCAGCUCUCAAGAUGUCACCAGAUGAAACUAAUGUCUCCAAAACCAAGCGCGCAGAAGACCAAAGCGGACGCAUGGAUGCGUGUGUUGAGCGCGCGCAGGAGUGUCCUACCCGCCUGUACAGGAGACGAUGGCUGAUAGUUCUGCUCUUCAGCUCGUAUUCUCUGUGCAAUGCAUAUCAGUGGAUCCAGUACGGAAUCAUCAACAACAUCUUCAUGCAAUUUUACAGCGUGAGCGCGUUCGCUGUAGACUGGAUGUCCAUGGUCUACAUGCUCACUUACAUACCAUUUGUCUUCCCCGUAACGUGGCUUUUGGACAGGAAAGGGCUGCGAGUUGUCGCGCUCGUAGGCGCCGGGGUUAACUGCGCUGGCGCGUGGAUUAAAGUCGCGAGCGCCAAGCCGCACCUGUUCUGGCUGAGUGCGCUCGGGCAGGUCGCGUGCUCCGUCGCGCAGGUGUUCAUCCUCGGCAUGCCGUCUCACAUCGCCGCCGUGUGGUUCGGCCCGGAGGAAGUGUCCACCGCCUGCUCCAUCGGCGUCUUCGGCAACCAGCUUGGCAUUGCCAUUGGGUUCCUGGUGCCACCUGUUCUUGUGCCCAAUGUAGAUGAUAUGGAUAAACUGGCUUAUCAUAUCAGCAUUAUGUUUUAUAUAACAGCAGGAGUGGCUACCUUCAUCUUCAUUCUAGUCGUUAUUGUGUUCCAGGAUAAGCCAGCUGUUCCUCCCUCCCAAGCCCAGGUGGCAAUGCAAAGCAUACCUUCACAAGACUACUCUUACCUGGCCUCGAUUCGGAGGCUUCUCUGCAACAAACCCUUUGUCCUACUCGUUAUAACCUAUGGAUUAAAUGUUGGGUGUUUUUAUGCUGUUUCCACUCUGCUGAACCGGAUGAUCCUUGACUACUACCCUGGGGAAGAGGUGAAUGCUGGACGAAUUGGUCUGACUCUUGUCAUUUCUGGUAUGGUGGGCUCUCUCAUCUGUGGCAUCUGGUUGGACAGAACAAAGACGUACAAACAGACCACACUUGCCGUAUAUCUCCUGUCAUUUGUGGGAAUGGUGAUUUACUGCUUCACGCUUAACUUGGGCCAUCUCUGGGUAGUCUUCAUUACAUCAGCAGCGCUAGGAUUCUUCAUGACUGGUUACCUGCCUCUAGGCUUUGAGUUUGCAGUGGAGCUCACGUACCCAGAGUCAGAAGGCACAUCUUCGGGACUUCUCAACUGCUCAGCACAGGUGUUUGGAAUCAUAUUCACCAUUUGUCAAGGCAAGAUCAUUGACUCCUACAGCGUGCUAGCUGGGAACAUCUUCCUCUGUGUUUUCCUAUUUUUAGGGACCCUCAUUACAGCUUUUAUAAAGGCAGAACUGCGGCGGCAAAAAGCGAACCUGCAAUCAGAGGCAGAAUCAGAAGCUAAACAGUCAAGACACAAAGAAGAUGGAAUAUCAUCAUUGAAACAGACCAAGAUGUAGAAAUGAAGUACUCCUGCAUACAGACCAGCACAUUUGUAAAAAGAGAGUGGCGUUACUUACAACAAAACAUGCGUAUGAUCUGCAAGGAAAGGUGCAUCAUUCUCUGAGGAGGUUUAUCAGAUAAAUUGAGGAUGUUCAUUUACAUAUUUGAACAUAUUUGAGUGAGAGAAUAGAACAAGAUAUAUUUGGUACAGAAGUCAUAUCCAGAAAAUGAGCUGGAAAAGCACCAACACUCUGAGGUUUAGGACAGUAAUGACCUGUGAACUGUUGAUAAUAGUUGGUGGGAAUUUACUUUCGAUUUAUUUUUACUACUACAUGUCACGUGCUUUAGGUUUGUUAACCAACAACAGAUGCUUAGAAUAUGACCAAUAUUAGGAUUGUGUCUUCCUUUUUUCUACCACUUGAGAACAUGGACUGUCUUUAGGUUGUUAUAUUAUAUUGGAUUUCAUGUAUACAGUGUAUAGAAUGUUCUAGCAUGUUGGAUCGUUGAGGAGCUGCAUCCAAUGGUGAUGUGAAGGCUUACUUGAUUGGCUAUUGGCUAUGCGUCAAUUCAAAAAGACAAUUCAGUUUAAACUGUAUGUUGAGAAUUACUUUUCUAGUUUUGAUGCUUUGUAUAUUUGUAAAAUACCAAAUACUUUGACUUGAACUGAAUAUGAAUUGAUGAAAUACUGAAGUGCUUUAAUGGCUGAAGCAUAACACCAGACUUUAGGAAAAGCUAGAAGGAUUAUAAUUAUUUAGCUCACCAUUCUGCUCAUGAACAUUUGACUCAGUUUUGAUACAAAUGAUUAGCAGAUUGGUCUUACAAAUUGGAUUACAUGGUGCCAUAUCCAAUGUACAUGUGGCAACAGUGAAAAACUGUGUCAGUGAACAGAACAAAACCUUCACCUUGUGUUCAAACAACUUCUCACUGAACUCCAGUUUGUUCAGCUGGGGUGAAUUUACUUUCUGAUACCUGUGGAAAUUUAUGAGUAGAUAUAAGAAAUAUUUGUCCUUGCACUAAUACCUGUGUAAAAAACAAAUAUCAAAACCGCAUUGUAAGACCUUACCGCGUGAGUACCAAAAGGAUAAAUUUUGUGUUAAACACAUUAUAUAUUAAAGCUGUACUAGAAGACCUUA
Messenger RNA from Pangasianodon hypophthalmus (striped catfish), 2685 nucleotides. RefSeq names its product FLVCR heme transporter 2a (gene flvcr2a). The record is from RefSeq and is a predicted model, not a curated record. Gene Ontology annotation, cellular component: membrane. Gene Ontology annotation, biological process: heme export; transmembrane transport. Gene Ontology annotation, molecular function: heme binding; heme transmembrane transporter activity. The transcript is spliced from 10 exons. Bases 130 to 1569 code for a protein of 479 amino acids. NCBI's taxonomy places the organism in Eukaryota, Metazoa, Chordata, Actinopteri, Siluriformes, Pangasiidae.